Molecule: messenger RNA, 1684 nt
Organism: Toxorhynchites rutilus septentrionalis
Lineage: Eukaryota; Metazoa; Arthropoda; Insecta; Diptera; Culicidae
Product: corticotropin-releasing factor-binding protein
Exons: 6
Coding region: 535-1515 (326 amino acids)
Biological process (GO): hormone-mediated signaling pathway; negative regulation of corticotropin-releasing hormone receptor activity; negative regulation of corticotropin secretion
Molecular function (GO): corticotropin-releasing hormone binding
Source: RefSeq, a predicted model, not a curated record
GGGGUUGAUGUUUGCACAUGGUCUUAAGCGGAGCCAACCGUUGACCGAAAGGAAGCAUCACAAAAUUAGUUGUGUGUGCCCUGCAGUGUUUGACCCUCGUGUGUCGUUAGUGCUCUCUUGUUUUUGUGGAUGGCUGUUUGUUUGCCGGUGGGCUUGAAUGGCCGCAGGAUCUGAGAAGAAUAUAAUAGUAAAACAAACGUUUGGCCAGCUGGACGCAAAGCGAGUCACAACAGGAUUAAUCUUCGGUAACUUUCGGACGAGGAUUGAACUCGUUUUGUCAUACUGCCUAACAAGUGUUGUUAAAGUGAGCAUAAACUGUGUGUCAUAUAGUAAUAACGAUAUUUGAAUAAUUAUUGAACGCUAGCAAAGAGUUUCUGGCAGUGAAGUGUGUGAACGAGUAACAUUAUGAAAGCAGUUGCAGUUUGAGUCCGUUGCCGACAGCAAAAGCGAGCCUACAAUCCUCGAAGCAUUUUUUACCGUUUUCCACCGCCAGAAGGAGAUAGCCAACAGUCAACAGUCUACAGGGAUUACACAAUGAAAGGAGUGUUGAUCCUUUGCUUUCACGUGUUGGUGCUGAGCUUUCGGGCAAAGGCCUGGCAAGCGGUGCGGAAUCCGUUCGAGUUUAUCAAGCCACCGGAGAAGAUGAUCCAUGUGACAGAUUGUAUGCACGUGACAUCCGAGGAGGGGGAGUUUUACUUCAAGAAGACAGCCCCGAUUGUUUCAACCCCCAAGCAUGGCCGGCUGAUCGAUGUGAUGAGUGUGGCGCCAUCGAUGGAGGUAUGUGGACUGUAUUUCGUCACCGAUCCGGACAAAAUCGUUGAGGUUUCCGUCAAAUAUAUGGAUGUGAACUGUGAAACGGGUGGGCUGAUGUCUUUCGUUGACGGAUGGGAGCUGAAUGGGAUGUAUUUUCCAACCGAGCAUGAUCACGCCAAAAGUUUGGACCAACGAACCGAGGAGUUCUGCAACGACCCGAAGAUGUACCCCUUCAAACCGGUUCGGAAAGCGUUCCGUUCGAGCCAAAAUGCCGCGCUGGUACAGUAUCGGAUACCAAUCAGUGGUUCGUUCGUAGUGUCGGUACGAUAUCUUCACAACCCAGAUCCAUGUAACAUCAUGGCUGAAGGCGUUGCUCCAUUCUACACGCUGAAUAAUCAUGGCAUGCAUCGGAACUGCACGUUGACGGCGGUCUUCCCGGCCGUCGUGUCAAUCGUUGGCAUAGACGUUGGAGGACUUAAGGACGGUGUGAAUUAUGAUUGCGAUCGACCAGAUGUUGUAGACAGACUGGAUAUUGGAGGAUCCUCCGGGCUCGAUUCUGCCGACAUGGACAAAUCAAGCUCGGUUUGUGGCAAAAGUUUGGAACUUGGUCCCGAGCAGACCAUCAUGUGCGGUACCACCACGGCACGAUUGAUUUCCAGCGGUCGAUACGUCAACCAGGCAAUGAUAACGGUACGCGUUGCGGAUGAGAAUGACAUUCCGAUGGCAACGGUUCUCUGUGACAUGAGAAGGAAAAAGAAGUAAACAGUAACAGCACGUGCACUGAUGAGGAAAUUGAACCUGCUCAGCUGCUCAAAAUAAUAUGCAAAUCAAAAACCAAAUGUAAAAUAUUGUAUCUGCUAGUUUAGAAAUAAACGUCUCUCAAUACAUUCUUGCUUCACCGGGUGGCAAUUCAGAGGCUUGAUCCAAAAAG